AUGUUUGUCUACAUCCAAUUAUCUUAUCGCUCUAUUAUGACACUCUAUAUAUAUCCCUUAAACCUUUUCCAAAAAUUCCUCGUUGGCGUAGUGGUAGUCGCUGACCUUGACGGUGAACUCAUCAGUUUCCUUGUCGUACUUGACAAUCUCGAAAGAAGACAAGUCGUCAACAACAAUGUCGGCACCAGCUUCUCUGACCUUCUCCGGGUUGUAGGUCGAGCAGAUACCAACAAUCAUGGCACCAGCACCUUUACCAGCAGCAAUACCAGCUGGGGCAUCUUCGAAAACCACAACCUUCUUCAAAGCGUCUUCGUAGCCCAAGUCGUUUCUGGCAGUCUGGUAGCCCAUUGGGUGGGGCUUACCCUUGGUGACUUUCUCGGCAGUGAUGAAAGUGUCUGGCUUUUCAAUUGUCAACAACUUCAACCACUUGGUGGCCAAAGGCAAAGUGCCAGAUGUGACAAUAGCCCAUCUUUGCUUCUUGUUGUCAGUUUGUUCCUUGGAAAACUUGUCGAAUUGCUUCACCAACUCAACGGCACCAGGGAUAGGCUUGGCCUUAUCGCCAAAAGUGUCUGGAAUGGAAGCCUCCCAAGCAGUAACUUGCUCUUCAAUGGCGUCUUCAGGCGACCACUUGGCAAUGACAUCAAAGGUACGGCAGCCGUGAGAUGUUCUGAUGAUUUCCUCUGGGUUCACGUGAGGUCUGGUUUUACCAAAGUGUCUCCAAAACUCGGAAAUGGCUCCGGUGGAGUUGACCAAAGUACCGUCGCAGUCGAAAAGAGCAGCGUGAACGUUGAAAACAGCAGGUUGUUUAGUGACAGUCAUGGAUGA
Messenger RNA from Clavispora lusitaniae ATCC 42720, 825 nucleotides. NCBI's taxonomy places the organism in Eukaryota, Fungi, Ascomycota, Pichiomycetes, Serinales, Metschnikowiaceae. The record is from RefSeq and is a predicted model, not a curated record.